Messenger RNA from Spodoptera frugiperda (fall armyworm), 2691 nucleotides. RefSeq lists its product as uncharacterized. The transcript has 2 exons. NCBI's taxonomy places the organism in Eukaryota, Metazoa, Arthropoda, Insecta, Lepidoptera, Noctuidae. Gene Ontology annotation, cellular component: nucleus. The record is from RefSeq and is a predicted model, not a curated record. The coding region runs from base 697 to 2343 and encodes 548 amino acids. Gene Ontology annotation, molecular function: DNA binding.
UGGCCAACAGUGAACCAGUGGGACACAGUGACCCACCACUCAUAUCUCGUAAACGCGACGUUGCCAUUCCGUGCUACGAACAUGUUUAAACCUGUUUGUAGCCACGAUAGUUAUUCCCCAGUUCGACGGCGCGCUUCCGCCGAAAACAGUCGCGCUGUGAGGUGUUUUGUGUUUCGCGCCAAAAAAAGUUGAAAGGCAUAAUGGGUCGAACAAAGAAGCUAGAAAGAAAAAUUGGGGGACAUAGUGCACAAGAUAUGCAGAAAGCUAUCCAACUUGUAAAAGAUGGUAGGAGCAUUCACAAGGCUGCGGUUGAAUGUAAUUUAAAAUAUUCUACACUCAGAAGAUAUGUGAAAAGGCACGAAUUAAAUGACGAAGCAGGAUUUGUUCCAAAUUACGAAGUGAAUGCGGUGUUCACACAUGAACAGGAAACAAUUUUAAAAAACUAUAUCAGCGAAUGCGCCCUUAUGUUCUAUGGGCUUACUGCAAAAGACACUCGGCAAUUGGCAUAUCAAGUGGCGACGGCCAAUAACCUUAAGGUUCCGCCCUCUUGGGUGAAAAACAAAAUAGCUGGAGUUGAUUGGUUGAGGUCUUUUAAAAAACGACACAGUGAGUUAAGCUUAAGAAAGCCCGAAGCAUGCAGCUUGGCACGGGCUACCGCGUUCAAUAAAUCGAUUUUUUGCGAACUUAAAAAUAGCCAUGGAGCGAUACCCAGGAUUUGGGAACGGAACUCGUCUUUACAAUCUCGACGAAACUUCAACUACAACGGUGCAACGCCCGCAGAAAGUCUUAGCACCAAAGAGAAGCAAUGUUUGUAAAGUUACAAGUGGUGAAAGGGGCGUAUUAGUAACCACGUGCUGUAUAGUUUCCGCAUCCGGCCAGGCUUUGCCUCCAGCCAUGGUUUUUCCCAGGAAAAACUUUAAAUCGCAUAUGCUUCAUGAUGCGCCUCCUGGCACACUUGGUCUAGCUGCGUCUACUGGCUGGAUGAAUGCAGAGAUAUUCGUAGAAGUUAUGCAGCAUUUUGUAAAACACACCUGUGCAUCAAAACAAAAUCCCGCCCUGUUAAUACUUGAUAAUCACGAAAGCCACCUUUCACUGGAAGCUCUUGACCUUGCUAAAUCUUCUGGAGUUACAAUUCUUACUGUCCCACCGCACACUACUGCAAAACUUCAGCCCUUAGACGUUGGCCUAAAUGGACCCUUUAAAACUUAUUAUAACGCCGCGGUCGAUUCGUGGCUGCUUCAAAAUCCAGGCCAAACACUUACUAUCUACCACAUAGCUAAGUGUGUAGGAGAGGCAUAUCUGAAGGCAAUGACGCCAAUAAAUAUCACCAACGCCUUUAAGAAAUGUGGGAUCUUUCCAUAUGACAAUUCCGUUUUUACAGAAGAGGAUUUUUUGCCGAGCUCAGUCACUGACAGACCAGAACCAGACAAGGAAAACAAUUCUACAACAGACAUAGAAGACGAAAUAAAUGAGCCAAUCUCACCUUCAAUUUUAUUAUCAAUACCAUCACAAGAAAUUGAAGAAGCCAUUGAAGUUCGAGCUUCAUCGGUGAUAACCAUUGUUAAUAAUAAUCCACAACCGGAAGCGGAUGCAAACAUUAAAGAAGUGCUAUCCCAACAAAUUCCAAAAGAAAUCUUGGGACCCCAAGCCUCAACUUUUAAAGAUGUAAAAUGUUUUAUAACACCAAAAAUGUUAAGAGAUCCUCUGAAAGCAGGACCUCGACAGAACAAAAGACGCAGGCCUUUGGGGAAAAGCAUGAUAGCUACUGAUACCCCUGAAAAGGAUAGAAUAGCAGAAAAGAGAAAUAAACAAGUGAAGAAAGUAAAGAAAAGUGACCUGUUCAAAGAAAAAAAACCGAAUAAAAUACAAAAAGUAAGAAAACCAGUAAAAGUAGAAAAAAUAACAAAUUAUGAUACCAGUAGUACUGAAGAAACUUUUAAUAUGAGCGGCUCUUCUUCUGGAGGGACCUACUUUAUUAGUGACAGUGAAGACGAUGAAAUGAUACUGGACGAUGAAGUUAUUUCGCAACCUCUACUAAGAAACCCGAAUGUGGGUGAUUUUGUUAUUAUUUUAAUAGAAACAGAAAAGAAGAAGAAAUAUUAUUAUGUUGGAAAAAUUCUAGAAGAGUCUAAUGAACCAGGCUAUGACUAUUAUGUCUCCUAUUUAAAAUUGAAGAGCAAAGUUUACUACAAAUUCGCUGAGCCUCUUGAACCAGAUAUGGCCAGGGUCACGAAGAAUGAUAUUAAAUUUAUAUUGCCUACCCCCAAAAUCGAUGGUAGUAGCCGUCGCCAAACAACAUAUAAAUUUGCAGUUAACCUAGCACUAUUGAACUUUCCAUAUUGAUUUUGUCACCCUCAGCAUUGCUUUAGUUUUUUGUUAAUUAUUUUCUUUUAGAAUAAAAAGUUUUAUAUUGAUUAAAAUAAUUGAAGACUGUUUAAAAUUAAGUUUAUUUUACGAUGGAUCUCAUAGAGUAAGUUUUAUAAUAAUUAUUAGAACUUGCUCAAGUCUAAAAAACUCGUUGAUUGUUAUAAUUUUAUUUGAUAUUGUUAUAAAUAAAACUAAUGUUGACUACAAAAAUCUAAAUAAGAAGAAAUAAAUAAAAAUAUGACACUUUAUACUUUUAUAACGCCUACUUUGUAUACCCUUAUAGUGUUAGACACUUUGGUGAAUAAAGUUCAUUUCAUAUUGUCA